Molecule: messenger RNA, 3441 nt
Organism: Pipistrellus nathusii (Nathusius's pipistrelle)
Lineage: Eukaryota; Metazoa; Chordata; Mammalia; Chiroptera; Vespertilionidae
Source: the annotation of a GenBank genome assembly
AUGGGGCCAGCGCCUGUGGGAGCCCAGCUUCCCGGAGCUGCCGGCGAUCCGGAGAUGAUGGAGUCAACGCUGGAAGGCACAGCCAAGGAGGGGAAGAAGGAAUUUUCAAAGAAGCAUGGAGCGGCUGGGUCUCCAGCGGAGGGUCUCCUGCAGCCAGUGAAGCUUAGCCGGACAGAACUGUACAAGGAACCUACCAGCGAGGAACUGAAUCGCCUUCGGGAGACUGAGAGCCUGUUCCACUCCAGCUUGCUUCGUCUACAGGUAGAGGAGCUACUGAAGGAAGUGAAGCUGUCAGAGAAGAAGAAGGAGCGGAUUGAUGCUUUCCUACGGGAUGUCAACCAAAAGAUCAUGAGGGUGCCCUCAACCCCCGAGACAGAGCUGACUGACCAGGCAUGGCUCCCAGCUGGAGUUCGAGUGCCUCUCCACCAAGUGCCCUAUACUGUGAAGGGCUGUUUCCACUUCCUGCCCCCAGCCCAGGUCACUGUUGUGGGCAGCUACCUUUUGGGCACCUGCAUCCGGCCGGACAUCAAUGUGGAUGUAGCACUGACCAUGCCCAAGGAGAUCCUACAGGACAAGGAUGGGCUGAACCAGCGCUACUUCCGCAAGCGUGCCCUCUACCUGGCCCACUUGGCUCACCAUUUGGCCCAAGACCCCCUCUUUGGCAGUGUUCGCUUCUCCUACACCAACGGCUGCCACCUGAAACCCUUGCUGCUGCUGCGGCCUCAUGGGAAGGAUGAGCACCUGGUCACUGUACGUCUCCACCCGUGCCCUCCACCUGACUUCUUCCGCCCGUGCCGCCUGCUGCCCUCCAAGAACAACGUGCGCUCUGCCUGGUACCAAGGGCACAGUCCUCCGGGCGCUGGUAGUCCCGAGCCUCCCACCCCCCACUACAACACAUGGGUCCUGCAGGACACAGCCCUCCAGUCCCAUGUGCAGUUCCUGUCAACUGUGCUGGGCUCAGCCUCGGGGCUGAAGGAUGGUGUAGCCCUCCUGAAGGUCUGGCUGCGGCAGCGAGAACUGGACAAAGGCCUGGGAGGAUUUAGUGGGUUCCUCGUCUCCAUGCUGGUGGCCUUCCUCGUGUCCACACGCAAGAUCCACACCACCAUGAGCGGCUACCAGGUUCUGAGAAGUGUCCUGCAGUUUCUGGCCACCACAGAUUUGACCGUCAACGGGAUCAGUUUAUGUUUCAGCUCAGAUCCUUCCUUGCCGGCCCUGGCUGACUUCCACCAGUCCUUCCCUGUUGUCUUUCUGGACUCCUCAGGCCGCCUCAACCUUUGUGCUGAUGUCACUGCCUCCACUUAUCACCAGGUGCAGCACGAGGCACGGCUGUCGAUGGCGUUGCUGGACAGCAAAGCUGACGAUGGGUUCCAGCUGCUGUUAAUGACUCCAAAACCCAUGAUCCGGGCUUUUGACCACAUCCUGCAUCUCUUUCCACUGAGCCGUCUGCAGGCAGCAUGUCACCGGCUGAAGCUAUGGCCAGAGCUGCAGGACCAUGGUGGGGACUAUGUCUCAGCUGUUUUGGGUCCACUGACCACCCUCCUGGAGCAGGGCCUGGGGUCCCGGCUGCACCUGCUGGCCCACUCUCGGCCCCCAGUCUCAGAGUGGGACAUCAGCCAGGAUCCACCGAAGCACAAAGACUCUGGGGCCCUGACUCUGGGAUUGCUCCUUCGGCCUGAGGGACUGACCAGCGUCCUUGAGCUGGGUUCAGAGGCUGACCAGCCCGAGGCUGCUGACUUCCGCCAGUUCUGGGGAUCUCGCUCGGAGCUUCGACGUUUCCAGGAUGGAGCCAUUCGGGAAGCUGUGGUCUGGGAGGCAAGCUCUAUGUCCCAGAAGCGCCUUAUUCCCCACCAGGUGGUCACCCACCUCUUGGCACUCCAUGCUGACAUCCCAGAGACCUGUGUCCGCUAUAUGGGAGGCCACCUGGAUGCACUGAUCCAAGGCUUGAAAGAGACUUCCAGCACAGGGGAGGAGGCACUGGCAGCCGCGGUGCGUUGCUAUGAUGAACUCAGCCGCCUGCUGUGGGGGCUGGACGGCCUCCCGUUGACUGUGUCUGCUGUGCAAGGAGCUCACCCAGUGCUGCGCUACACUGAGGUAUUCCCACCAGCUCCAGUCUGGCCCGCCGCCUCCUUCUAUAAGCACCUUCCAGAGCGGGCCUCGCUGUUGCCCCGGCCCGAUAAGCCCUGUCCAGCUUAUGUGGAGCCCAUGACUGUGGUGUGUCACCUGGAGGGCAGUGGCCAGUGGCCACAGGAUGCUGAGGCCAUACGGCGGGUUCGGGCGGCUUUCCAGCUGCGCCUGGCAGAGCUGCUGGCACAACAGCACGGGCUGCAGUGCCGGGCCACGGCCACACACACCGACGUCCUGAAGGACGGGUUUGUGUUCCGGGUCCGUGUGGCCUAUCAGCGGGAGCCCCAGAUCCUGAAGGAGCUGCGGAGCCCUGAGGGGAUGAUCUCGUUGAGGGACACGCCUGCCUCCCUCCGCCUGGAGAAAGACACAAAGCAGUUGCCCCUGCUCACAAGUGCCUUGCACGGACUCCAGCAGCAGCACCCAGCCUUCUCGGGUGUGGCUCGGCUGACCAAGCGGUGGGUGCGUGCCCAGCUCCUGGGCGAGGGCUUCACUGAUGAGAGCCUGGACCUGGUGGCUGCCGCUCUUUUCCUGCACCCUGAGCCCUUCACCCUUCCCAGUUCCCCCCAGGUGGGCUUCCUUCGGUUCCUUUUCCUGGUGUCAACCUUUGAUUGGAAGAACAACCCCCUUAUUGUCAACCUCAACAAUGAACUCACUGCGGAGGAGCAGGCGGAGAUCCGCAGUGGCUUCCUGGCAGCUCGGAAACAACUCCCCGUCAUGGUCAUCAUUACCCCUCAGGACCGCAAACACUCCAUAUGGACGCAGGAUGGACCCUCGCCCCAGAUCCUGCAGCAGCUUGUGGUCCUGGCAGCCGAGGCCUUGCCGAUCCUAGAGAAGCAGCUGAUGGAUCCCCGGGGGCCUGGAGACAUCAGGACAGUGUUCCGGCCGCCCUUGGACAUGUAUGAUGUGCUGAUCCGCCUGUCUCCCCGCCACAUCCCCCGGCACCGCCAGGCUGUGGACUCACCAGCUGCCUCCUUCUGCCGGGGCCUGCUCAGGGAGCCGGCGCCCUCGUCCCUGAUGCCCGUGCUGGGCUACGACCCUCCUCAGCUCUACCUGGCACAGCUCAGGGAGGCCUAUGGGGACCUGGCCCUCUUCUUCUACGACCAGCAUGGUGGAGAGGUGAUUGGAGUCCUCUGGAGGCCCACCAGCUUCCAGCCCCACCCUUUCAAGGCCUCCAACACAAAGGGGCGCAUGGCGGUGUCUCAAGGCGGGGAGAUGGCGAUGGUGCCCAACGUAGAAGCCAUCCUGGAGGACUUUGCCGUCCUGGGUGAAGGCCUGGUACGGGCCGUGGAGGCCCGAAGCGAGAGGUGGACUGUGUGA